Molecule: messenger RNA, 1659 nt
Organism: Branchiostoma belcheri (Belcher's lancelet)
Lineage: Eukaryota; Metazoa; Chordata; Leptocardii; Amphioxiformes; Branchiostomatidae
Product: methylthioribulose-1-phosphate dehydratase-like
Exons: 8
Coding region: 246-1016 (256 amino acids)
Cellular component (GO): cytoplasm
Molecular function (GO): metal ion binding; methylthioribulose 1-phosphate dehydratase activity
Source: RefSeq, a predicted model, not a curated record
UGCCACGCGGCGUACUUGUAAAUGCAGCAAAGGUUAUUCCUUGAAGAGAACGUUUAUACAAUGUGGUGCUCAUGCUAAUCACGUGACUAUCAUGAACGAAAUUUGCCAAAGCAAGGCCACGGAGGCCACGGGGAUGUCAAAGGUUACACGUGAGAGCCGCAGACACGGGAAGGUUCACAACAACAACAAGUUCACACAGGACAAUGUUUAGUGGUAGAAGCAUUUCUACAGGCCAAAGUUAAGUCAUGAAUGGUGCAUCAUCCCAACAACAGCAAGGAGCCAUGUCAAAGAACAAAGGUGUGAAAUGUGGUGACCACCCCCAAAACUGGAGUGAGUAUGACCCAGAACAUCCCAGGCACCUGAUUCCUGCACUACUGCGACAGUUCUAUGACCUGGGCUGGGUCACUGGAACUGGAGGGGGGAUCAGCAUUAAGCUUGGAGAUGAAAUCUACAUCGCCCCUUCAGGGGUCCAGAAGGAACGCAUACAGCCUGAAGACUUGUUUGUAUCUACUAUGGAGGAAGAGGACAUCUUUUGCCCUCCCCCGAGCAAGAAACUGAAGAAGAGCCAGUGUACUCCUCUGUUUAUGAAUGCCUAUACCAUGAGAGGUGCAGGAGCAGUCAUUCACACCCACUCCAAGGCUGCUGUCAUGGUAACGCUGUUGAACCCUGGGAAGGAGUUCCGUAUCACCCAUCAGGAGAUGAUCAAGGGCAUUAGAAGGGCAAAGUCUGGUGGGAACUACAGGUACUUUGAUGAGUUGGUGGUACCCAUAGUGGAGAACACACCUGAAGAGAGGGAUCUCAAGGAACGAAUGGCACGUGCCAUGGAGGAAUACCCAGAAUCCUGUGCAGUGCUGGUGCGGAGACACGGGGUGUAUGUGUGGGGAGACACAUGGGAGAAGGCAAAGAGCAUGUGUGAAUGUUAUGACUACCUGUUUGACGUUGCUGUACAGAUGAGGCAGUUAGGACUGGACCCUGCCCAGAAACCUGACCCAGCUGUGGAGAAAGGCAUUGUUUGAACCACUGGAGGAAGUGCAACUUGCCACUUACUUUGGCAACCUAAUUACUGUGGAAGUUAAAGAAAAGUAUCGUGCCUCAUAUGAAUCCAAAAAUAUUUUGCAACCAAACAUUUGUUGGACAAUGGAGCAAAAUUUGAUAGCAGGUAGAAUUCCUCACAGUGAACAUGGUUUUGCAAUAAUGAUUAGUACAUAAUGUGUACCAUUUGUGAGCACAUAGGUAGCCUGAAAGCUCAUCUGUGUUGAUAUAUUCCAUGAUGAAAUAUAAUACUUUUGUUCAACACAAGCAAUAGCUCACCUUGAAUUUUUGGUCAAUCCCAAAGGUUGAGGUAAGAGCGACCAAAUAUUUGAGUUGAGCCACCAUUGCUUGUGUACAAUGUAGGUAUCAAAUUUCAUCAUUGAAUCAUUCAACUGCCUACAAGAUGAGCUGUAUCUUUUUGUCAUAAGCUGUGGCAUAGUAGAUAGGUUGAAAUAUUGCAGAAAUUAUUUUAUCUUUGGAUGAAAUCUGUUGCCAACAAGGAUCACAGUUGUAUGAUGACAUACAUGUGCCAAGGUUUGAAUGUGCAAGACGAAGACUUUCAUCAGAUCAUGGAUUUUUGCCUCCAUGAUCAGAUCCAUGAAAAAUUUCUAUUAAAAAAAGUUUAAA